AUGCUUCCCCCAUUUUUCACAUCUCAAACUGUGCCUGAGGAUGAUCACUCUCAAGCGGAACAGUCUACCAUCUUUUUAGAUAAUAAGGGUGGUAAAGGUGAUAUGUACAUAAUUGCAGGCUACGAAUGGAAUCGUAAAAUGUUUAAAGUCCACACAUCAAUUUUAAAGGAUCGAUGUGAAUAUUUUAAAAUGGCACUAUCCAAUAAAUGUAUUCGUAAAUAUUCUGAUGGGAUCAUGAUUUUUCACAAAGAAGAUAUUUCGCCGAAAAUCUUUAAAUUAAUUCUCGACUAUAUUUAUACUGGUGAGGUCUCAACGACAACUUGUGAAGAUGUUAAUAUUUUAGAGUUCAUCAUAGCUGCAGAUGAAAUGUUACUUCCACAACUAGUUUCCUAUUUAGAAACUCUCCUUAUUGACAAAUAUUUAAAGCGGUCUUCACCUGAAAUUGAGGGAUGGGUAUUUUGCUUAAUUACGAUAAAUAAGGAACCAUUUUUGACACGGUUUGAAGAACGCGCUAGAAUUACAGGCUUUGAACUUUUUAAGAAUAUCAUUCCUAGCAAUUUUAAUACUGAGAUAGAGCCAAAAGUAUAUAUAAAUGCAUUGCUUGAAGUACAUAAUAUGUACAAAAAUAUGAUUACUGAAUUUAGGGGCAAUAUGAGUUUUACCGCUUCCCUGAAUAAGGCGUUCCGAGAAAUUGUUAAUCGCAAUCAUGUUAGUGGAUCUUCAACAACUAUGACACCAGAAUUUUUGGCUCAAUUUUGUGAUUCUUUACUUAGAAAAAUAAACACUGAAGAUAAUGACCUUGAAAACGCUAUGACUAUAUAUGAAUAUAUAGAAGAUAAGGAUAUUUUUCAAAAAUUUUAUUCAAUGAUGUUGGCAAAGCGUUUGAUAAAUGGGACUUCAGUAUCAGAAAUUGCAGAAUAUAGUGUGAUUGCUAAAUUAAAGGAAACAACCAGUUUCGAAUAUACUUCAAAAUUAUAUCGAAUGUUUACUGACAUAAAAUCAAGCAAAGCCCUUACUGAUCAGUUUAAAAAGUGCAUAAGCUCAUUUUGUGCAUUUACUGUAUAUUCUUCAGUUGACUUUUCUUUUCUUGUUUUGAAUGCUGCAUCUUGGCCAAUUCAACCACUAAAAACGGGUUUUAUUAUGCCAGAAGAACUUGAAGAAAAUUUUCAACAAUUCAAAACAUUUUAUCAAAAUAAUCAUUCUGGACGUAAACUUAAUUUGCUAUUUCAUCUUUCAAAAGGUGAACUGAUAAAUAAUUAUUGUAAAAAAGCUUAUACAUUCGUGGCAUCAACAUAUCAAAUGGGCAUACUUUUACAAUACAACAAAAAUAUGUCAUAUACUUUUGAAGAGUUAAAGCAAAAAACAGAUUUAAAUGAAUAUGUUUUGGCAGAUCACUUAAAAGUCCUCAUCGAAACCAAAAUACUCAAGAUUUCUAAUGGUACUAAAGUCGGUGAUCCUUUAUCUUGCUAUGAAUUGAACAUGAAUUUCGAAAGCAAAAAAAAUCGUAUUCAAUUAAAUGUUCAAAUUAAAUCCGAACGAAAUAAUGAAACUCAAAGGACUGUCGAAGAUCGGAUGUUUUUAUUGCAGGCGGCCAUUCUUAGGGUUAUGAAACCUAGAAAAAAAAUAAGGAAUGUUGUUUUGGUUAACGAAGUGAUUGCCCAACUUUCUCAUCGCUUCAAACCUAAAAUACAUGAUAUUAAAAAAUGCAUGGAUAUUCUGACAGAAAAAGGUUAUAUUGAAACUCGUGACGGGAUGAUUUGUCGUAUUUAA
Messenger RNA from Cetraspora pellucida, 1770 nucleotides. The record is from the annotation of a GenBank genome assembly. NCBI's taxonomy places the organism in Eukaryota, Fungi, Glomeromycota, Glomeromycetes, Diversisporales, Gigasporaceae.